UUUAUUGAUGUAGUUUCUCAUGCUGUGGACUAUUUUUGGAUUGAUAUCUAGAGCAUCUACUUGUUCAAUCGAGCGUCCAAAUUCUAUUCGAAAGCACAAGUGUGAUGAGGCAAGCCAAAUAUAAUCUCGAACCCAAAGUGGAUUGAGGGGAGGCAACUGAAAGUAAGCAAGUGGACGCGACAUUCCAAAUUCGGCAGAUGGGUGAAAACGCUAUUCGAAACGUCGAUGGAUCACCAUUUGAGAUCGUUGAGUUCAAUUUUCGCCAGUUAAAUGAACGGUGCGUGACGUAUGAGUAGAGAAAGUUGCCAUCCAAUAAAUCUACAAGAGUAUCAACAACAAAAUUCAUCACUUUUUGGCGUCGAGGCAUUUUUCUCCAAAAAGCUAGCACACACAGCAUGACCCAUGAAGAACAAAAGCGACAGAUGCCAUCGGGAGAGAGUGGCCGCCCGUGUUGUCUUCUUUCACGUUAACUGGCCAACAUUUUCUAGCCAAAAAAAAACUAAUAAUACGUUAUAUAUUUAACGCAACAAUGAGGUGUGGGAAUCCCAUACAAAAACACGCCUGCAGAUAGAGAAAAGGAGAAAGACCUAUAGCUGCAGGGAUAUAAUAUCAGUGCAGCACACAAGCCGAAGUGUAUAGGAAGGAAAAAAAGGAGGCGGGAACAUCCAUCAAAGGAGGGACGACAUUGCUGGUUUUUACGAUCUCUUCGCCGGGAGAGAAAUUUUUUUCGAAAUAAGAAAAAGACAACAACACACAUUGAAUGGUCUAUAAACGUUGCUGCGGUUCCUCUUGAAGAAGUUUCGGGUAUAUAAAGGCAUUUUGUUGCUCACAAUUUCAUCACAGUCUUUUCUCCGACUCUUUCUCAGCACCAACAACUUCUUCUUCUUCGUCAUGAACGUCUACUCCUUGGCUGGAUUGGUCCUCGUGGGACUUUUAUUGCUGGCCAGUACGUCGGCGGAUGAAAUUAAACCUUAUGGUCCUUACGACAAGUUGGAAGGGUAUUUUCAAUACGCCAAUGUCCCAGCGGAGGAUGAGUACGAAUUCGGUUUCAAUCGCGGCAAUGCCGACCACCACAUUUCUCGACAUGAGCAGUACAAAAGCGGCAACUUCCGCACCAAGGUCAAAUGGGCUGAUACUUAUGAAGGACAUGGUGAACAUGCCUGGGAUUACAACCAUGGCCAAAAUUACAAAGGUGAUUACAAGCCCGAUUAUAAGCCCGAUUAUGAGCCAGACUACAAACCUGACUACAAACCUGACUACAAACCAGACUACAAACCAGACUACAAACCAGAUUACAAGCCCGAUUACAAGCCAGACUACAAGCCGGAAUAUCAAUCUGACUACAAACCGCAGUAUCAACCAGAGUACAAGCCGGAGUACAAGCCGGAGUACAAGCCGGAGUACAAGCCGGAGUACAAGCCGGAGUACAAGCCGGAGUACAAACCGGAGUACAAGCCUGACUACAAGCCGGAGUACAAGCCGGAAUACAAGCCGGAAUACAAACCGGAACCCGACUACAAGCCUGACUACAAACCUGACUACAAGCCUGACUACAAGCCGGAAUAUGAGCCAGAGUACAAGCCGGAGUACAAGCCCAGCUACGAAACAUCUUACGCGCAGACUGCUUACAAGGCUCCGACGAGCUACGACGUCCCCGUUUACAAGCCUGCCGUCUACAAGUCGUCGGCGUACGACCGUCUCUACAGAAGCUCUUCCAGACCUUAAAUUAAUUCCGUUUUUCUUUUAGAUCAAAAUGUGUUGAAUAGAUCGCCACAAAAUUCCCUCCUUUUAUUUUAUUGUCCGUAUCGCUAGUUGCUGUAUAGAAUUGCCCGAAAUAAAAACCCAUUUAGUUUUGCCGCAGUGCGACUAAAAGCUAAAAA
Messenger RNA from Daphnia pulicaria, 1880 nucleotides. Its product is annotated as adhesive plaque matrix protein-like. The transcript has 9 exons. The record is from RefSeq and is a predicted model, not a curated record. The coding region runs from base 892 to 1725 and encodes 277 amino acids. NCBI's taxonomy places the organism in Eukaryota, Metazoa, Arthropoda, Branchiopoda, Diplostraca, Daphniidae.